Molecule: messenger RNA, 1709 nt
Organism: Limulus polyphemus (Atlantic horseshoe crab)
Lineage: Eukaryota; Metazoa; Arthropoda; Merostomata; Xiphosura; Limulidae
Product: WD repeat and SOCS box-containing protein 1-like
Exons: 9
Coding region: 228-1454 (408 amino acids)
Biological process (GO): intracellular signal transduction
Molecular function (GO): protein binding
Source: RefSeq, a predicted model, not a curated record
GAACGGGAUCAAUGUAAAGUGUUAUGACAGUCAACACUGAUAUAAUUGUAUAGUUUUCGUGUAAGUCAACCUUCGGAAGUGGAACGAGUAAAAAAAAGAAGGUAAAAGAUUGAAUACUUAUUCAGUUGUUGCGUGCGUGUGGUAUACAACAGCAAGAAAUCUAGACUAAAGACAGAAAUAAAGAGUUUGGACUUGAAAAACUAUUUCUCUGUUUUUCUAUCCAUUUCAUGGCAAGUUUCAAGAAUAAAACAAGAGAUGAAAUCCCAACAGCGAGUUUAUUAGCCCAACUGAAGCCUUCUGAAGUGAAUGAGAAUCAUCAUCCAGGUUGGGAAACAUGGCAGUGUGCCUUUGCACCUGAUGAAUCUUACUUUGCAUGGUCUUGUGGAAAUCGUCUUGUCACACUUGUACCUUGGAACAGAUGCAAGUCCACUUUGGCUUCAACUGAUGAUACUGACGAUGAAGGUCGUAAACUUCCACAUAAAACCAUCACUAUUAACUGUGGGAGUUUGGUAAAGUCUAUUGCUUUUGGGUCAACCAUUUCAGAUAAAAAACAUCUAUCUUCAAGAGCUUUCUGGACACAUUUCAGUGUUUCUAAGGAUCUAGUCCUCGCUACUGGCCUUAACAAUGGUCGCAUACGCACAUGGGAUAUAUCUACAGGACAUUUAAUAUUGGAGCUUAUGGACCAUAGGAGUGUUGUAACUCAUGUUGCUUUUGCUCCAAAUGGUAGUCUAGUCUUGGCAUCUGUGUCACAAGAUACAACCAUCAAGUUUUGGGAUCUGAAUGAUGAUGGAAACAUGUUUAAAACUCUCAAGAUGAAUGGGAAAGCAGUGUAUUCUUGUGCCUGGUCUCCAGAUACCAAAACUCUGGCAACAGUAGGAAUGUGUACAUCUGUAUAUGUAUGGGAUACUAGCACGUUCAUCCUGAAACUGCGACUCACUGGUCACAAACAUGAUGUUGUUGCUUGCGAGUUUUCUCCUGACAGCUGUCUUAUAGCAACAGCAUCAUGGGAUACACAGGUUUUUCUGUGGGAUGCUCAUACUGGAAAGAAACUAAAGUGUUUUGGCCACCUGUUCCCACCUCCAAGACUCAUCUAUGCAUCUGGAGCAAACGGAACAUGGGUACGGGGAUUAUCAUUUUCUCCCGAUGGAUCCCACAUAGCAACAGUAGCAGAUGAUGGGUACAUGAGGUUCUGGGACAUUUUAUCUGAAGAUGAUCCAGUGGCUGUAGGAACUGUGGAAGAGGCCUUAUGCUGUACAUAUUCUCCAUCUGGACGGGUCUUAGCUGUAGGGACUCGAGAAGGAAAGGUGAGCUUUUGGCAAGCAGCUAUGUCAGUGAAGCCACUACUGUAUCUCUGCAGAUUGGUAAUCCGUCGACAGACCCCUCCUGAGACAGUUGAGAAUCUAUUUAUUCCGAAACGACUAACAAAUUAUUUGUUAUACAAAGAAUUAGAAUGAUUGCAGCUUAUUUUACUCACUGCUGUUAAACUCCUUCAGUCUUUGAUUGAUUAGAAUGAAUUUAAAGAACGUUUUUCAAGAUUGAGGUGCUUUCCUGAGAAGUAUAAAAUGAAAUGUACUCUAACGUUAGAAAGCUAUUCCCUAAACAGGUGGAUAAGGCCACCAGAAACAGUUCAUUCAGAGAUCUUGUACAUAGGUGUGUCUUGAUCUAAUUGUUUAUAUAAAUAUACAUAUAUGAACUCUUUUAUAAUUGUA